This is a messenger RNA of Metschnikowia bicuspidata var. bicuspidata NRRL YB-4993, 4221 nucleotides long. It is a transcript of the gene KOG1, whose product is annotated as ubiquitin-binding TORC1 subunit. Gene Ontology annotation, cellular component: TORC1 complex; cytoplasm. Gene Ontology annotation, biological process: cellular response to amino acid stimulus; TOR signaling; positive regulation of cell growth. Gene Ontology annotation, molecular function: protein binding; protein-macromolecule adaptor activity. The coding region runs from base 1 to 4221 and encodes 1406 amino acids. The transcript is spliced from 2 exons. The record is from RefSeq and is a predicted model, not a curated record. NCBI's taxonomy places the organism in Eukaryota, Fungi, Ascomycota, Pichiomycetes, Serinales, Metschnikowiaceae.
AUGCGCCACGGCUUCGCCGAGGAGUACAACUCGGAAACGUUCCUCUCGUCCUUGGCCAACAACUUCUACAUCUACUACGACGACAAGCGGCACAACGCCAACGGCACGCCCAUGCUGGCCCGCGUGAAGAGCCUGCCGCCGCACGCGAAAAACUACCAGCCCAUCGUGGACUGGAAAAUCAUGAAGGACCGCCAGAAAACCGUGUCUGCCGUGCUUGUGCUCUGCCUCAACUUGGGCGUGGACCCGCCGGACAUCAUGAGGCCGUACCCCUGCGCCAAGGACGAGGCGUGGUGCGACCCCGCGGAUUUCCCGGACACGAAAAAGGCCACCGAGGCCAUCGGCAAGGGCCUCCAGAACCAGUACGAGGCGCUCUCGUUGAGGACGCGCUACAAGCAGUCCUUGGACCCCUGCGUGGAGGACGUCAAGCGCUUCUGCAACACGUUGCGGCGCAACGCCAAGGACGAGCGCAUUCUCUUCCACUACAACGGCCACGGCGUGCCCAAGCCCACGGCCAGCGGCGAGAUCUGGGUGUUCAACCGCGGAUACACGCAGUACAUCCCCAUCUCGCUCUACGACCUCCAGACGUGGCUCGGCGCGCCCGUGAUCUUCGUCUACGACUGCAACAGCGCGGGCAACAUCGUGCACAACUUCAAGAAGUUUGUGCAGAAGCGGAUCGACGACGACAACGAGGGCAACCACGACAUGAGCGCGCCGUCCCCGACGGCCGCAUACCUCGACUCCAUCCAGUUGGCGGCGUGCAAGUCCCACGAGGUCUUGCCCAUGAGCCCCCACCUCCCGGCAGACCUCUUCACGUGCUGCUUGACGUGCCCGAUCGACAUCUCGCUCAGGUGGUUUGUCAUGCAGCUGCCGCUCAGGGAAAGCUACUACCUGAUGCUCCCGAGAAACGCCACGGGCAACGUCGUUGUGCCCGGCAAGCUCACCGACCGCCGCACGCCCUUGGGCGAGCUCAACUGGAUCUUCACCGCCAUCACAGACACCAUUGCAUGGACCUCGCUCUCGCGGCCCAUCUUCAAGCGCUUGUUCCGCCAGGACUUGAUGGUGGCCGCCUUGUUCCGCAACUUUCUUCUCGCCAAGCGCAUCAUGCCGCACCUCAACUGCAACCCCGUGAGCGACCCGCCCUUGCCCGAGUCCGUGCGCUUCCAUCCCAUGUGGGACUCCUGGGACCUUGCCAUCGACCAGGUCUUUGCCCAGUUGAUCAGAAACAACGGCCCCGACCCGUUUUCCUACCCGCCCCCGGAGCCUCAGGGCAAGCCCGCGCCGCCCGCCGAAAAACCCGCCGCCCUGCACUCUGCCUCCAACGGCUCCAUCUCGACGCACAGCGCUGUCUCCAGCGGAGCUAUCCAGCCGCUUUCCAACUACCAGCACUCCACCUUCUUCGAGCAACAAUUGACGGCGUUCGAGAUCUGGCUCAAGUACGCCGGCUCGUCCACCAAGGACCCGCCGGAGCAAUUGCCCAUCGUGCUCCAGGUCCUCCUUUCGCAAGUCCAUCGCCUCCGAGCGCUCAUCUUGCUUCUGAAAUUCUUGGACUUGGGGCCUUGGGCAGUGUACCUAUCCUUGUCGAUCGGCAUCUUCCCCUACGUGCUCAAGUUACUUCAGAGCCCGGCCCAGGAGUUGAAGCCCGUUCUCAUCUUCAUUUGGGCACGCAUAAUGGCGAUUGACCACACUAGCACGCAGCAGGAGCUAUGCAAGGACAAAGGCUACAACUACUUUUACCUCAUUUUGAACUCUAGUCCUUCGAACCCGAUAGGCGCCCCGGGAGCCCCGGGGGGCUCCAUCAACCACGGCAGCGGCUCGAACAGUGUCAUAGUGAACGAUGACCACAAAGCCAUGAGCGCGUUCAUCUUGACUUUGUUCAUCAAGGAUUUCAGAAAUGGCCAACGGCUUUGUUUUUCGAUCGAGCUAGUCACAAACUGCCUAAAGUUCGUGGCAAGUAGCGAGAACCCAUUGUUGCGUCAAUGGUGCUGUUUGUUGUUGUCUCAAUUGUGGCUGAAGUACCCUGAGGGCAAAUGGAUCAUUUACAAGGAUGGGUACUUGGCCAGGUUCCUAGACUUAGUCAAUGAUCCGAUUCCCGAAGUAAGGACUUCUAUCAUCAUUGCACUCACCACGUUUUUGACGGAUAUACUGGACGAUCCAUCCGGCCAGCCUCUGAAGGAUACAAACGGCGGCGCCAACAACGUCAGCGCCGAUUUAAGAAAGGACGAAUUGCGCCAACAGGACUUGAAACUAGCAAACGUGAUUCUCAAACUACUCGGUGAUGGAUCCACCAUUGUCAGAAAAGAAAUAGUGUUCUUCAUCAAUCGCUUCAUUAAGAUAUAUGACAAAUUUUUCUUGGUCGUUGCGUUCAAUCAAUUGGAGGAAGAAAUAGUCUUGAUUGACAACCCCAACAACUUGCAAGAGUUUAGAAAGAAAUCUCCUGCUUAUGGAUCAAUAUUCAGUUCCAUUUGGAAAGCUUUGUUAAUUCUAUCGGAAGACCCCCACAUUGAAGUAAAGGAGCUAGCGGAAACCCUCAUUGACAGUGUCAUGGUCAAACUAAAUGAGAGUGAAUUGGCCGGGUUGGUCAAAGAGAUGCAAGAAUAUUUGUUGAGUAAAUCUACGAUCAACAUCAAAGACAACUUCAAGUCAGCUCCGAUCGUUGACCGAACACCAAUUGCGAUGCAGAGAGAUAACGCGAAAAGACAAGCCUCGAGUGGUUCAGUCAUCAACAGAAGAAAUGAGCUCACCAUGAAUGGUGGCUCUUUGAAAACAAGGUCCGUUUCCUACCAUACCGGAAAGGCUGAUUCCGCAAACAGUCUGGAUUCGUCCUCCAUAACAUCAAGAUUGAAAGAUUUCGGAAUCAGCAAGUUGUUCAAAUCUUUUCACAUCAAUGAAGACACUGACUUAAACAACUUCAAGCGGAUUCUCAACUCUGGACCAGUCACUAGCCACUAUGGCGUCGAGUAUCAACCCAAGUCGCCGAGGUACCAUUUGAGAGAAGAACACAAUAAAACACAACUUCCUGAUCAAUCAGGAUUUUUUGAGUACAGUUGCGAGACGUUCCAAGAACCCCAAAUGUCAAAAUCCGAAGUUGAUGAGCCAGGCUCGGAAGAAUAUGUCAAAAGAUUGUGGCGGCGGAACAGAAACGAACAGACCAUCCAAGAGACUCAGCCACAGAAGAAAAUGGCCCUUAGAGGUGACUGGAACCGGAACUUGACCGUCCUUAGCAACAAGACGCAACCCAAAUUGAUCGAGUUCAUGCAAUUCGAGAAAUUAUUAGUUUCGACCGAUGAAAAAGACACGGUGACUGUAUGGGAUUGGGAGAGCAAUAAUGUGGUUCACAAAUUCUCCAACGGAAACCCUUUUGGAACGAAGAUUACAGACUUGAAAAUUUUGAACGAGGACGAUAUCCCAUUGGUCUUGACAGGAUCAUCAGACGGUGUGGUGAAAAUCUAUAAAGACUUCCACAUUGAGGACGACAGUGAAGAAAAUUCCGUGAAGAUCGUGGCUGCGUGGAGAGCCCUUACUGAUUUGCUCCUUACUUCCAAAAGUUCUGGGUUGAUUAGCGAAUGGCAGCAAUCCCGGGGUUCUUUGUUGAUCAGUGGUGAUGUUAAAAUUAUCCGUGUGUGGGACGCGCCUCGAGAGCUUUGCUUGUCCGAUAUCCCCGCACGGUCAUCUUCCUCGAUCACAAGCUUGACGUCCGAUCAGGUAGCAGGUGAUAUUUUUGUGGCGGGAUUUGACGAUGGCAGUUUGAGAGUCUACGACCGACGGCUCGACUCACGUGAAUCGAUGGUGAAGAUUUGGCAGAAUGGCCGUGGGGGAGCUAAGAAUUUUGGGCGGGGGUCCAUCAGGAAUGUGCAUAUGCAGAGAGGUGGGUUCAGAGAGUUGGUAAGUGGUUCUGCAGACGGGUUCAUCAACUUGUGGGACAUAAGAAGCUCACUGCCUGUUUCCACAUUCACGGGAACAGAGAAGAGCAUACGAUCCAUCGAUGUUCACGAGCAUGCCCCCAUAAUCACAACAGGGUCUCAGGCAGUUAACAUUUGGACGACUUCAGGAGACAUUGUUUCGACCUUGAGGAAUCCCCACGACACGUAUCUCACGAACAGAACCUCGAACUAUUUGUCCCGCAUCUCGUUCCAUCCUCAUCGUAUGAUGUUGGCUACCAACUACAACCAGGACGGGCAUAUUAACAUUUACACCUGCGCCGACAUCAUAUCUGAAUAUUAA